AUGGGCAAAUCAAAGCCGACCAAGAACAACUCCCAUGUGCCACAGAAGCACCUUCACUCCAGAUUAUCCUAUCUACACCAGGCUGCCACGUAUCUAGUGACCGUCGAUAACGGUAAUGCGCGGCAGGAAGCCGCCGAGUCUGCUGGACGUGCGUGUGCGGUGUUAGAGGACAAGAAUAUCCCCACACACAGAUCCAUCGAGGCGACACGACUGCUGUCCCACCUUCGAGGAGUCUCUCGAAAGUCACAGAUCCGGCUUGCACCACGGGUCAAACAUACAAUCUGCAAGCGCUGCGACGCACUCCUGAUCCCGGGCGAAACAAUGACGGAAAAGGUCGUCAACCCGAGCAAGGGAGGCAGCAAAUCAUGGGCCGACGUGUACGAGAUUCAAUGCGACAAAUGCGGAACUGUCAAACGAUUUCCUUGUCAAAGAAAACCGAACCAGACUGGGCAGGAAGACUCAAGACCUGUUGCAAAGAACUAA
Molecule: messenger RNA, 483 nt
Organism: Fonsecaea monophora
Lineage: Eukaryota; Fungi; Ascomycota; Eurotiomycetes; Chaetothyriales; Herpotrichiellaceae
Exons: 1
Coding region: 1-483 (160 amino acids)
Biological process (GO): tRNA processing
Cellular component (GO): nucleolar ribonuclease P complex
Source: RefSeq, a predicted model, not a curated record